AAUAAAAAACUGUUUUGUAAAUAUUUUUAUUUGUAUUUUUGGCAGAUUUAGGCUAUUUCUGAUUUUUCAACAAUAAUAGAGCGGGUUUUUAACAAUGUUCUGUUAAAAUGUUAAAAUCAUAAAACGCCGAAAUGUGCACUCUUUAAAAUUUAUUAAUGCUAUUCAACAAAAACUUAAAAAGAUAUGUUUAUAUCUACCUGUUAACGUUACAAGUUUGAGACAUUAUUAAUGUUAUGCUAACAUGGAAAACAUUAAAUAAUUUAAUUAAAAUCCAAAGGGAAGCUAAUUUUCUAAUUAAAUUAUAGUGCAUUAAUUUAUCCCAGAAAUGGUGUUAGUUUUGUUUUUCUUGCCUCUGGCGUUUGUUUUAAGUGCAGAAGCUUCCAGAGUAUUGGAAUUAAGUGAUAAGUUUUUAGAAAUAAGGAAGGAUAGUGGGCAUUGGUUGGUUAUGUUUUAUGCACCAUGGUGUGGACACUGUAAACGAUUAGAACCUGUUUAUGCUCAUGUUGCACAAGCUCUAUAUCGAACAUCAAUAAAUGUCGGUAAAGUUGAUUGUACUCGUUUUUCCUCAUUGGCAACUGAAUUUUCUGUUAGAAGUUUUCCUACAAUUAAAUAUAUCAGGGAUACUGAACACCAAACUUUUACUGGUGAUAGAACCAAAGAAGAAAUUGUAAGUUUUGCAUUACGGAUGGCAGGUCCUCCAAUACAAGAUAUAAAACAAUCUGAAAAAUUGCAGUCUCUUAUUAUGAGUAAUCAGUUAUUUUUUUUGUAUAUUGGAGAAAAAGAAGGCUCUUUAUGGGAUUCCUAUUAUUAUGGAGCUUCUAAGCUUCAGCCUUAUAGCUUUUUCUAUGCUGCUAAUGUUGGUGUUGCAAAACUAUAUAGUAAUGCUUCACAGUUGCCUUCUUUAUCAGUUUAUAAAGAAGGCAAGCAGUAUACAUAUAUUGAUACAAUAAUAGAAUCACAGGCUGAUUUUGCCACAAUUAAUGAAAGUGUGUAUAAGUGGUUAAACGAAGAAAGAUUUGAAACAUUCCAGAAAGUCACAAGAGGCAAUAUAAAUCAAAUUUUACAAACUAAAAAGUAUAUUGUUAUGGCUGUUGUUGAAGAAAAUAAAUUAUUCCAGAUCUCUAAAGAAAUGGAGGAGUUUCGUGACAGAAUUAAAGCAAUUACUCUAAAGAAAAGAGAUAAGUAUCACAAGCAUUUUCAGUUUGGUUGGAUUGGAAGUCCUGAAUUGGCUAAUAGUAUAGCCAUGAGUGUUUUGCCAUUACCAUAUUUACUUGUUUUAAAUUCGACAACCAAUCAUCAUUAUAUUCCUGAAGAUGAGCCUUCUCAAUUAACUGAAGAAGCAAUUGAUCUUUUUUUAGAACAGAUAUUCAAUCAAAGUGCACCUGCAUAUGGUGGUAACAGUUUACCAGUAAAUUUGUAUAGAACAUACUUUGAAGCGAGAACUACACUUGGAGAAAUGUGGUGGGGGAAUCCUGUUUUGACAACACUUCUUUUUGGAUUACCAUUAGGAUUUUUAUCACUGAUCAUAUAUUCAGUCUGCUGUGCUGAUAUAAUGGAUGCAGAAGAGGAAGAAGAACAACUUUUACAUAAAAAGGAAGAGUAAAAUCCAUAUAAAGACAAAUUAGUCUUAAAAAACCCAUAUAUCAUGUACCAUAUAGUAUAUUAUUGUCUGCUCACUAAUUCUUUUGUUGUGAAAUAGCUGUUAUAUGGAUUUAAUGUAAAGAAAAUGCUUUAUUAUUUUGUCAAUUGGCCAUAAAAAACAUUUAUAAUCUAUGCAUGAAAUAGGAAAUUAUCAAAUAUUACAGGUAAAUGUGUAAGGAAUAUUGUGAAUUGUAUUUAUUGUACGAAUUGUACUAUGAAAUUAUAGGUUGGUAUGAUCUCUGUUUAAUGUACAUUAAGAGAUAUUUUUCUUAAAUUAGCAUUAACGAACGUAAUGUAUUGGAUUAAACAGGAGUUUUGUGAUUAUUCUAAGUAAGUACCUAAAUACUGUAGUUAAAGUAAUAUUUAUUAUAAUUUAUUAUAACGUGAUGGAGA
Agrilus planipennis (emerald ash borer) is the source of this 2034-nucleotide messenger RNA. It is a transcript of the gene Tmx3, whose product is annotated as protein disulfide-isomerase TMX3. NCBI's taxonomy places the organism in Eukaryota, Metazoa, Arthropoda, Insecta, Coleoptera, Buprestidae. Gene Ontology annotation, cellular component: endoplasmic reticulum. The record is from RefSeq and is a predicted model, not a curated record. The coding region runs from base 326 to 1603 and encodes 425 amino acids. Gene Ontology annotation, molecular function: protein disulfide isomerase activity. Gene Ontology annotation, biological process: peptidyl-cysteine oxidation. The transcript has a single exon.